This is a messenger RNA of Onychostoma macrolepis, 1315 nucleotides long. RefSeq names its product centrosomal AT-AC splicing factor (gene cenatac). The transcript has 11 exons. Lineage: Eukaryota; Metazoa; Chordata; Actinopteri; Cypriniformes; Cyprinidae. The record is from RefSeq and is a predicted model, not a curated record. The coding region runs from base 75 to 1130 and encodes 351 amino acids.
CAUCACAUAACGUCACUAUGUUUAGACAACAUCACGCUUGCAGUCGCUAAAGAAACAAACACAGAAACAGCCAAAUGGGAGCGUUUUAUUGCUCUAUCUGCAGAAAAACAGAUUUUUCUGGAAAAGGACACAUUUAUGGGAAAAGCCACCAAAGCAAACUUAAAGUAAUUAUUGUCAAAUUCAUGGAGAAGAUCAAAGAAGCAAAGCGGACCAUUAAAAACCCUCAGGUAGAGAAAUACAGUCCUGAUCACGACGAGAAGUUCUGGUGUUACUGCUGCGCGCUGGAGGUGCAGAAACACGUGACUGACAGUAACAUCAGUGUGCUGUACGGAGGACUGCUGGAGCACAUGAGCACCCCAGAGCACCGGACAAACACACACAAGUUCUGGUGGGACAAUAAAGCAGAUCCCAAACUGCGAGACAAGUUUAUCAUAACAGAAGAGGCAACUGAGAGAUUCAAGUCUGAGGUUUCCAAGGCUCUGGAACAGUUUGAGGAAAAAGAGGAUGUGUUUAUUAAACAGCAAGCUGCAGUGAUCCGAUCCCAGGAGCAGCACAGACUGGAGGUCCUUCAGUCAGUAUCAGAGCCUGAUCCAGAACUGGAACAACCUGCUGAAGUGGACCAGCACAGCAGUAAACAUACAGCCAGAAGUUCCCACAGUCACUCUUAUGAAAUGGAGCCACAACCAGGGCCGAGCCACGAGGAUUUCACCUCACACGGUCAGUGGAAUGAACCAGGACUCGGCUUAACUUUCAUUGGUUACCAGGACACGUCCAGCAGUGGAAAUGUUCAUACUGGAGCUGUACCGCCGUGGCUACUGGAGGAGCCUGAUGAAGCCUCAGGCAGUGGACAGCAGGAAAUGGGCCCCUCACUUCAGGAGUUCCUCAAACACAAGGAGCAGGAGAAGCUCAAGAAGCUUCCGCCCAACCGUGUGGGUGCAAACUUUGACCACAGCUCACAUACUGACGCCAACUGGCUGCCAUCUUUUGGACGUGUGUGGAAUAGUGGCAGGCGCUGGCAGUCUAGGCAUCAGUUCAGAGAGGAAGAGGCAAAAACCAGGGGGAAGAGGAAGUGGGAAGGUGACGGAAAAGCAACAAAGAAGCAAAAAGACCUCAGUAAUGGAGAGUUAUGAAAUGGAUGCCCCAAAUAUACUGGCAGUGUCGGAAAGAUAGCAUAUAUAUUGGUUUUCUCAUAUUGAGAAUUAGUAUUUAAAGGACUUGACAACAGCUUGUGUAUUUCUGGAACAAUUUAGAAAGAAUUUUGACAAGAAAUGAACAUAAUUUGUGUUUCCAGUUUAUUGAAUACAUUUUUGCUACA